AUGGAGAUGAAACACUUGGAGAUAACUAUGAACUCUGCAAGGGGUCUCAAAAAAGUGAAUCAUCUUCGUGCUAUGGACGUGUAUGCUGUGGUCACAAUGUCCAGCAACCCCCAAACUGAGCAAAGAACUCCUGUGGACAAGGGUUGUGGCUCAAACCCCAUGUGGAACCACACCAUGAAGUUCACUUUUGAUGAAGCCGUGGCAAAGAUGAAUUACCUCUUUCUCAACAUCAAGCUCAAGCACCAUGGCCACAUCCGUGGAGACAAGGAUAUUGGAGAGGUCUUGGUCCCUGUAAAAGAGCUUUUAGACAAAGCUGAAGAAGGCAACUUUGUUAAGUAUUUGACAUACCAAGUUAGAGAAUCCUCUGGCAAGCCACAAGGGGAACUAAACUUGUCCUAUAGGUUUGAGGAUGAUACACCAAUAGUUACUGCCUAUCCUCCUCCACAUGUAGGAACGAGUAGUAGCUCAGCUUAUAUACCAUCAAGAUUGAAUAUCCCACAAACUUAUAACCCUCCUCAAAGUAGUACUCCACAAUCUACAAUGGGAUAUCCUAGUCAUGGUAGGAUUCCACCACCGCCACCGCUACCGGAGGGAUAUCCCACACCACCACCAGGGUUGGGAUAUCAUCAUCAUGGGAAGCCACAGGUGGUGCAGCCACAGCAGCCAGCUGGGAAGAAUAGUGGGAAUAAUAAUGUUGGGUUAGAAUUGGGCAUGGCAGUGGUGGGAGGAAUGCUUGGUGGAAUUUUGAUGGGAGAAUUGGUGUAUGAAUCUGAUGAUGGAGCUUCUAAUGAUCCAGAUAAUACCAUGUAG
Quercus lobata is the source of this 810-nucleotide messenger RNA. Its product is annotated as protein SRC2 homolog. Bases 1 to 810 code for a protein of 269 amino acids. The transcript has a single exon. NCBI's taxonomy places the organism in Eukaryota, Viridiplantae, Streptophyta, Magnoliopsida, Fagales, Fagaceae. Gene Ontology annotation, biological process: defense response. The record is from RefSeq and is a predicted model, not a curated record.